UAAUCCUGUAUGUAAAUCGCAGCCAAUAGAUGCUGUUGUUGAGUUGGGCUGGGAUUAGCAGGAGGCGAAUGAGUUUCAAUUUUACUGGAUUACAGAACAAAGAAAGGGGAAAGGGACACCCUGCUCUGUUCAGGGAAAAACAGAAAUAAACUUAGAUUAAAUACACUAAUAAGAGAGUGUGAGUCAGGCCGUCGAAGUCCACAGUGAGAUGAUCCGGAUUACGAUGUUUUAGCAGACGCUGCGGCGACAUUGUGGAUGUGAAUUGAGAGCGUUUCUGAUGGAUUAAAACGGGGAAUAAACCUAUUCCGGGAUUGACAGCAGCAACAAGGCUAUUUAAUCGCUAAUUACGAGGCAUGGCUCAGAUGAGGAAGCUGGCAUGUGAUGGCAUCAGGACCAACUCCCGUGGCGAGCCGCAAGUCCCGCUGGUGUCGGCCAGACAGGAAAUCCUCACCAGCCUGGUGUCUGCGCUGGACUCAGUGUGCAUGGCGAUGUCCAAGCUGAACGCUGAGGUGGCGUGCGUCACCAUACACGAGGACAGCGUGAUCGCCGUCGGCACAGAAAAGGGCCGAGUGUUCCUCAACUCCAGGAGGGAAAUCCAGACAGACUUCUACAAGUUCUGCCGGGCGCCAUGUCUGCAAAACGUGACCACAGCGAAUGCCCAUACCAAAGACCAGGAAGGCGAUCUCAGCAAACUGAGUAAGGACGGCGAGCACAGCAAGCCGAGAGCUCCAUCAGACGCUCAGUCCAACAUCUUCGUCCUGAGGAAGAUGGUGGAGGAAGUCUUCACUGUGCUUUACAGUGAGGCUGUGGGGAAGAGCAGCCUGGUCCCUGUGCCUUAUGAGUGGAUCCAGAAGGACCCCAGCUGUGUGGUGGCCCACGGUUUGCCCGAGGGAGUCACCCUGAAGAAGCCCUCUGAGUACGACACCAAGACGCUGAUGAAGAUCCUGGAGCAGAGCCACCGCAUCCAGUUCACAGUGAAGAGGCCAGCAGAGGAUUUGUCUCGAGAAUCUAAGACCAGCACUGAUGUCAAUCACAACUCUUCCGUCGUCAUGACACCGAGCAGCCACGGUCCAGGGAAGCCUGCAGCAGCCCAGGCCGUCACGUCAUCUAGUCCCGCCUCUUCCAGCAACUCUGUCCUGUCCAGCUUCCUGUACGGGAUGCCCAUGUCCUCCAAACCUCACCCGGACGGGAAGCUCGACUUCAAGCCCAUGUCCCUCCUCAACCUGGGCAAAGACAGAGGGUCCACCUGGACGCCAGGGACGGACAAGAGCACGUCUGUCAAGGACUGCACCAACAAUGACGAGACAACGAGACCACCUGGCGAUCAGGGUCAGAGCCCUCCUGGCAUCCACAUCUCCAAGAGGCUGCUGUUCUCCAUCGUGCACGAAAAGUCAGAAAAAUGGGAUUCUUUCAUCCGUGAGACUGAGGACAUCAACACUCUGAGAGAGUGCGUUCAGAUCUUGUUCAACAGCAGAUACGCUGAGGCCCUGGGUCUUGAUCACAUGGUGCCUGUACCCUACCGCAAAAUCGCCUGCGACCCCGGAGCUGUAGAGAUCAUCGGCAUCCCCGACCAGAUCCCCUUCAAGAGACCCUGCACCUACGGAGUCCCCAAACUCAAACGCAUCCUGGACGAACGCCAUGGAAUCCGCUUCAUCGUGAAGCGAAUGUUUGACGAGAGGAUUUUCACCGCUGCUGGCAAGAUUGCGAGAGAGGAGGGGAAGCACGACCUGGGCUCCACGCCUGAAGACAGCUUCCCCGACAAUCUGAGCCUCCCGCCCAGCGCCGCCGAGCUGGUCAGCAAUCCUCACAGCAGCAGAUCGACCAGUGCGUGUGUGAGUCCUCUGGCUGACUGUGAAGCAGGUCCUUCAGGAGAUUGUAUUCCUCUGAAAAGGAUUAAAACGGAGCCUCCAGACGGGGAGAUCAUUCAAGUGACGGUGCCGGACGCUGGUUCUGGUGUGGAGGAGCCCAGUGAGCCUGUGGUCGAGCCGGUGGCAGCCGCAGUGUGUCCAGCCACAGCUUCACCCUCUGCUCCUUCUGCUCCUUCUGCUCCUUCUGCUCCCCAUCACCCGCUGGAGAACCUCGCAGCUGAAGCUCUGUCACCCAGCGCCGCCUCACAGAGCAUCAGAAGAUCCUCUGAAGCAGGGAGUUUGGUCGAGGACAUUGGUGAAAUGAUUCUUCAGCUGCGGAGACAAGUGGAGAGCCUCUUCACCAUUAAGUACGCCGAAGCUCUGGGUCUUCCAGAACCGGCAAAGGUUCCUUACUCCAAGUUCCAGAUGUACCCGGAGGACCUGUACGUCACCGGGCUGCCCGAGGGAAUCUCUCUCCGGAGGCCCAACUGCUUCGGAGCGGCUAAACUGAGAAAGAUUCUGUCUGCCAGCAGUCAGAUCCAGUUCGUCAUCAAGAGGCCCGAGCUGUUAACUGAUCAAGUAAAACAAGAGAUGCCUUCGAUCCCCGUCUGUGAUCCAGAGCUGGACGCCAAGGACGCAGCGCCAGUCACAGAGGACACUGCAGCGAUAUCCAAGAGACCUGGAUUCUCAGAGUGCCUGGAGUCCAAACUGUCCAGGAUCGACCUGGCCAACACGCUGCGGGAGCAGGUCCAGGAUCUGUUCAACAGGAAGUACGGGGAGGCAUUGGGCAUCAAGUACCCGGUCCAAGUGCCUUACAAGAGGAUCAAGAACAACCCCGACUCGGUCAUCAUCGAGGGCCUUCCCCCCGGCAUCCCCUUCAGGAAGCCCUGCACCUUCGGCUCCCAGAACCUGGAGAGGAUCCUGGCCGUCGCCGACAAAAUCAGUUUCACCAUCACCAGACCUUUUCAAGGACUAAUUCCAAAACCAGCACCUCGACGUGUCACUUUACUAAAGAAGGCCUACGCUUCCAUCAGUGACGAGGACGACAUCAACCGCAUGGGGGAGAAGGUGGUCCUCCGAGAGCAGGUCAAGGAACUGUUCAACAAGAAAUACGGCGAGGCUCUGGGAUUGGACCGCUCCGCCGUCGUCCCCUACAAGCUGAUCCGAGGCAGUCCAGAGUCCAUCGAGGUUAGUGGCCUUCCAGACGAGAUCCCCUUCAGGAACCCAAACUCCUACGACAUCGUGUGCCUGGAGAAGAUCCUGCAAGCUGCCGACGAAGUAACAUUCAGCAUCAAGAGCCAGCUCCAACCUUUUGCCGAAAUCUGUAGCCAAGCGUGUAACACAGGAACAAACGCCUCCACCAAUCGACGAAAGCGCAAGAGAGUCCAGGAGAGCAACCGAGUCCCCGCCUCCUCGGACCUGGGCAUAUCAACCAAUCAGAUUCCAGUGAUGCAGUGGCCCAUGUACAUGGUGGACUACAGCGGAGUGAAUGUGCAGGUUCCCGGGAAAGUCAAUUACUGAAGGACGACGCUGGACUGCAGCAAAGGGACGACGGAGGAGUUUGUCACAGAGAUUUUCGUGACUCUUCCACACGCGACACUAACACUUGGUCAGAGUGCCACGACUGAACAGACUGACAACAGAGAGCUGAAGGUGUGAAUGACGUCCUGAGUGUUGAGAACAACAGAAUGUAUGAGGAUCAGAUGGUCGCAGGGCAGAAGCUCGUUGUCUGUCUGCUGCCUCCACGCCACGCCGGCAGGACAGCUGUCACUUUUUGUUCCCGUCAUGACAGAAAUAUUGUUUUUCUACGCAGCUGAAGACUUUCUGCAGCCGUGUUUCUGCCCCGUGUCCAUCCACAGAGUCACGCUGUCGGGUUCAGCAAUGUAUUACUGACAAAAACAAUGUCUUUGAUAACCACCUGGUUCCAUAAUAUUCAGAUAUUUGUACUUUUUAUUUAUUAUAUUUAUUGAAAUAUAACAUUAUGUGCAGGGAUGUAAAAUACAUUAUUCUGUUAUACGGCUCCUCCGGGAUCCAUCACAACACUAACACAGAUGCUACUAGUCACUCAGUAACCACAGGUAACCGCUGAGCUCACGUUAAUCAGCAGCGAUGAAGUGUCUUAAUUGGGUGUCGUCGUGGCGACGAGAAGCCAUCAGAAAUUAAAAUGGACUGUAAGUUUCCCUGACAGGUGAAGGCUAUGCUCACCUGUCAGGACACACAAGACCUUCAGCAAACAGCCUCUUUGUGUCUCAUUAACAUGUAAGAUAUCAUUACGAGUCGGCCUGAAUGUAUCACGUAAAGGAAAGAAUGGUAUGUUAUUCUGCGAUGACUGUCUGGACUAACCAUAUUUAAUAUGCUGUACCUUAACGCCAAUUAGGCCUUUGAAAUAAAAUGUGUUGCCUUGCACUUUCA
Molecule: messenger RNA, 4259 nt
Organism: Acanthopagrus latus (yellowfin seabream)
Lineage: Eukaryota; Metazoa; Chordata; Actinopteri; Spariformes; Sparidae
Gene: gtf2ird1
Product: GTF2I repeat domain containing 1
Exons: 27
Coding region: 354-3368 (1004 amino acids)
Cellular component (GO): nucleus
Molecular function (GO): DNA-binding transcription factor activity
Source: RefSeq, a predicted model, not a curated record